Molecule: messenger RNA, 703 nt
Organism: Physcomitrium patens
Lineage: Eukaryota; Viridiplantae; Streptophyta; Bryopsida; Funariales; Funariaceae
Product: small ribosomal subunit protein eS12
Biological process (GO): translation
Cellular component (GO): ribosome
Molecular function (GO): structural constituent of ribosome
Source: RefSeq, a predicted model, not a curated record
CUAGUCUUGCUGUUGCACUGGCGUCCCUGGUCCUUUGAUAAAUUGCUCCUUCUGCGACAGUACUAUCAUUUUCAAUCGCCAACCUUGAGGAGAAGAGAGGUUGUUACGGUAAUUCUUUGUGCCCGUACUUGUGACCAUUGCUGUAAUUGCAGGUUCUGACGAUGGCCGACGCAGAUAACGUGAUGUCCGAUGCCCCCACCGAGGCCCCAGUUGCGGAGCAGACUGCGCCUGGAGAGCCCAUGGACAUCCUCACUGGUCUACAGAUGGUGUUGAAGAAGGCCUUGGCGCACGAUGGGCUUGCGAAGGGGCUUCACGAGAGCGCUAAGGCGAUCGAGAAGCACGCCGCUCAGUUGUGUGUGCUAGCAGAGGAUUGCAAUCAGCCUGACUACACCAAGCUCGUGCAGGCUCUGUGUCAAGAGCACAACGUCAACCUGAUUUCCGUUCCCUCUGCUAAGAAGCUCGGAGAGUGGGCUGGUCUCUGCAAAAUUGACUCCGAGGGGAAGGCCAGAAAGGUAGUAGGAUGCUCGUGUGUGGUUGUGAAGGACUACGGUGAGGAGACUGAGGGGCUUAACGUUGUGAGGGAAUAUAUUAAGAAUCGGUGAAAAUGCCUUUCUGGUUGUAUCUUGGUUGCGACUGCCAUCAAUCAACUAUUUUUUCAAAUCUAUCAGUCACCGCUCCUUUCUUGAGAGCGGCUCUUGCUUGA